AUGGACUCUUUAAAGUUACCAACUACUGCUGCUCAAGCCAAGGCAUUCACUGCUCCAAAUUCAUUAUUAUUCCCUAAAGGUAUAGAUGGUGAAAAGAAAGAACAAGAUGGUUCUGAAGGCAUAGUUAAAAAAGAACCAACUGAAGAUGUAAUUGAACCAAAGCAAGAUGAAGAUGAUGGUGCUACAUCCGGUAUUGUUCCAACAUUACAAAAUAUCGUUGCUACUGUCAAUUUAGAUUGUCGUUUAGAUUUGAAAACUAUUGCGUUACAUGCCCGUAAUGCCGAAUAUAAUCCAAAACGUUUUGCUGCCGUCAUUAUGAGAAUCAGAGAUCCAAAAACUACCGCAUUAAUCUUUGCUUCUGGUAAGAUGGUUGUUACUGGUGCAAAAUCUGAAGAUGAUUCCAAAUUAGCUUCAAGAAAAUAUGCCAGAAUUAUUCAAAAACUAGGAUUCAAUGCCAAAUUUACUGAUUUUAAGAUUCAAAAUAUUGUGGGAUCAUGUGAUGUUAAAUUCCCAAUUAGAUUGGAAGGAUUGGCAUUUUCACAUGGUACUUUCUCGUCAUAUGAACCUGAAUUAUUCCCAGGGUUGAUUUAUAGAAUGGUUAAACCUAAGAUUGUGUUGUUGAUUUUCGUAUCGGGUAAGAUUGUUUUAACUGGUGCAAAACAAAGAGAAGAGAUUUAUGCAGCUUUUGAAGCUAUUUAUCCGGUGUUGAGUGAAUUCCGAAAAUCAUAA
Hemisphaericaspora subhashii is the source of this 729-nucleotide messenger RNA. It is a transcript of the gene TBP1, whose product is annotated as TATA-binding protein. Gene Ontology annotation, biological process: DNA-templated transcription initiation. The coding region runs from base 1 to 729 and encodes 242 amino acids. The record is from RefSeq and is a predicted model, not a curated record. Lineage: Eukaryota; Fungi; Ascomycota; Pichiomycetes; Serinales; Debaryomycetaceae. The transcript has a single exon. Gene Ontology annotation, molecular function: RNA polymerase II general transcription initiation factor activity; DNA binding.